Aphanomyces invadans is the source of this 591-nucleotide messenger RNA. RefSeq lists its product as hypothetical. The transcript is spliced from 3 exons. Lineage: Eukaryota; Oomycota; Saprolegniomycetes; Saprolegniales; Verrucalvaceae. The record is from RefSeq and is a predicted model, not a curated record. Bases 1 to 591 code for a protein of 196 amino acids.
AUGGGUGCCGCAGCAAGCCAACCUGCGCCGCGUGCGGCGGCGGCGGCUGUCGUGGCAAGCACUCGAAAAAAAGUGAUUCAAACUAGCAUUAAACGGGAAGACUUGAUGCAAAGGCGCCGGCGCCGUGUCGUUGAACCCACAGGAGUCAUUGAAAUGGACAAGCACGUGCUCCAUGAAGCCGAGCGCUUUGAGGAGACUGUAGAUAAAGUCGAAUUUCUCGAGACUGACAUGACCGCGUUCCACGCCACGGCCGCAGGCCGGCGAGCAACGAACGAUGGUCCCAUUCGUAUGCCAACGGACAAAACCCACGCAUCCAACGCCACUACGUUGGUUGACGAUGUCCCUGGGCGAUUUACAGAUCGCCAAUUCCGCGAACUCCUCCGACUGUCCCGCGAAAGCCCAGCGCAAUGGCCCGUGUCGCGCCUGGCAACCCAUUUCGGCGCCGACGAGGCCACGAUCCAAAACAUUGUCGCGCACUGCUGCCCGCCAAAGAUCACGCCACCCACGACCACUGUAGACCAUCCGAUCGGAACGUGGUGGUCCGAAGCACGUGGCCAACGCAGCCUCGGCUCUAGUCACACCACCAAAUAA